AUGACUGAGUCAUAUGAGUACGAAGACUCACGCCCUGCGAGCCCGCAUGAUGCUGUUGAAGAUAGCUGCCAGUAUAACUGGGUCGAUGACGUUGAGCGUGUGGUACUUAGCUCGCAGAUGCAGCCAUUAAGUGACGUCGUGGUCAGUGUUCUGAAUAUUGAUCACUACGGAGGGCAACGCAUGUCGAUCCUCGAUGUUGAUCAUGAACUUGAAGGGGCAUCCAAGUCACUACGUGCCAAGGGAAGCGCCGGGGAAGCGCCCAGGGAAGCCAAAUGGCGACUAAAUUAUAAUAGCGCAAUCAACACACUCACACUGGCCUACCCGUCACUCACAGCACUUGUUCGCAGUCAACUAGAGGCAUUCGGGUGUAUGGUGAAGAAGGACAGCACUGAGAUCUCGAGAGGUGCCGUCAGCGGGGCCACGCUGGUGACCGCAACAAUGUUCGAUGAAUCGCCGCAAGGGCCGGAUGCAGCCCAAACUGAGUCGGCACAGUCCCUAGACUACACCGACCCGCACACAGAUGACUCGGAUGCCACGCGCGGAGUAGCUGAACACGGCGCGGACGCAGACGAAGGGCCUCAGGAUGGACUCAGAGGCACGUCUGAGGACUCGGACGGACGUCAGUACGGCGACACAGGUCAGGAAGGACUGGUUAACACCAGAGACGUACCUGCGCAGCCCGAGUCGCAUUUCGAGUCGCCCAGCCAGAACGAGAGCAGCGGCUGA
Messenger RNA from Fomitopsis serialis, 726 nucleotides. RefSeq lists its product as uncharacterized. The record is from RefSeq and is a predicted model, not a curated record. The transcript is spliced from 6 exons. The coding region runs from base 1 to 726 and encodes 241 amino acids. Lineage: Eukaryota; Fungi; Basidiomycota; Agaricomycetes; Polyporales; Fomitopsidaceae.